This is a messenger RNA of Salvia hispanica, 1187 nucleotides long. RefSeq names its product GDSL esterase/lipase At1g71691-like. Gene Ontology annotation, molecular function: hydrolase activity, acting on ester bonds. The record is from RefSeq and is a predicted model, not a curated record. NCBI's taxonomy places the organism in Eukaryota, Viridiplantae, Streptophyta, Magnoliopsida, Lamiales, Lamiaceae.
UGCAGCAGAAAGACAUCACCAUGGCUUGCAAGGCUUCAAGGUUUUGUGAGGUUUGUCUGUUUUUCUUGGUGUUUGGUGCAAACAUUGCAAUGGGUCAAGAUGGUGAAACUAGUAGAGCAAUGGUUCCAGCCUUGUUCAUCUUUGGUGACUCCUUGAUUGACAAUGGCAACAACAAUGAUUUGCCAUCUUUUGCAAAAGCUAACUAUUUUCCUUAUGGCAUUGAUUUCAAUGGCGGCCCCACUGGAAGAUUCUCCAAUGGCUAUACCAUGGUUGAUACAAUAGCUGAGUUGCUGGGAUUGCCCUUGAUCCCUCCUUACUCUCAAGCUUCUGGUGAUCAAAUUAGAUAUGGAGUCAAUUAUGCAUCUGCUGCUGCUGGCAUUCUUGAUGAUACAGGCAGGAAUUUUGUGAGCCGUAUUCCAUUCAACCAGCAAAUCAAGAACUUUGAGAGCAGUCUUGAACAGAUUAAAAGCAGUAGUGGUGCACAAGAUGUGAGCAAGGAUCUGGCUAAGUCCAUCUUCUUUGUUGGAAUGGGUAGUAAUGACUACCUCAACAACUACCUCAUGCCUAAUUACGAUACCAAGGAUCACUACAAUCCUCAGCAGUUUGCAGAUCUCUUGGUGCAGCAAUACUCUCAGCAGCUCACUAAUCUGUACAAUCUUGGAGCUAGGAAAUUUGUGAUAGGAGGGAUUGGGCUAAUGGGAUGCAUUCCAAGCAUUUUGGCACAGAGCAGUAAUGGAGUCUGCUCAGAUGAAGUAAACCAGCUUGUUCAGCCCUUCAACUUGAACACAAAGACCAUGGUCAACAAUCUUAUUACUACAAAACCAGGAUCUGUUUUUACUUACAUCGACAUUGGGAAUAUGUUUCAAGAUCUCAUCUCCAAUGCAGGAUCAUAUGGAUUUAGUGUUCUAAACGAAGGUUGCUGUGGGAUUGGGAAGAACAGUGGGCAGAUCACCUGUCUUCCUUUCCAGACACCAUGCCCGGAUAGGAGCAAGUACAUAUUCUGGGAUGCAUUCCACCCGACAGAAUCCGUUAACGUCUUGUUUGGACAUAAGGCUUUCAAUGGGAGCAGUAACUUUGCCUAUCCCUUCAGCAUACAGCAACUUGCCAACUUCUGAUCUUGCUCUAGUCUUCUAAUGUACUUUCUCCUCUAUAUUAGCUAUUGUUGUUUGGUUUAGCUGUAUGAAAUC